CAUCAAAAUUUAAUCCAGAUCAGAAAGCUACUUCCUCAGCCCAUCUCCAUUCAGUAGUCAAGUCAGGUUCUCUCCAGGACUGUUUACUCACUUCUCAAUCAACCCUACUUGUUAUUUCCCAGAGGGGGUAUAAACCUCACAUGGGCAUCUAAAUUAAUUACAACAGUGACCUAAAACGGGGAAGGGGAGAGAAGCCAUUUGCUUACCUUCACCAGUAUUUUCAGUAUAUUUGUUCCCAGUUAUAGAUGUCAGGAAAAUCUGACUCCCAGAGUGACAGACUCAGAGAAGAAUAUACACACACAGCUCAAGACCUUCAAUCAACAUCCCUUGCCUUAGUAAUAAAAACCUCCCCGCAUUCCUGGCUGGUAGCACAAGGGUUAAAACCAAUCGAGCACAGAGUGCUGGACAGGCAUCAAGGUGGUUGCUGUAUCACUACAUUAUCAGUUGGGGGAAAAUACAGAGAACAGAAUCGUCUGUCCACGGAAUGUUUCCUUCCCAUGCUUCUGCCACAAUGAACACAAGGAAAGCAGACACUGCCCUCUUGUUACUCUUGGUCUCGGUGCUGGCAGCAGGGUCCCAAUCUCCCAGCAGAGAAGCAUCCAAGGAGCAGCCUGACACAGAGCUCCUAAAAUGCCCCAGCUCAUGUGCCUGCAGCUAUGAUGACUACAGCGAGGAACUCAACAUCUUCUGCAGCUCCCGGAACCUCACACACCUCCCAGAAGACAUUCCCAGCAACGUUAAGUCAUUAUGGCUGGAUGGGAACAAUUUCCUUUCUGUGCCAGCUAUGGCCUUCAGGAAUCUUUCCAACCUGGACUUCCUUAACCUGCAGAGCAGUCGGCUGGCGAGCAUUGAGCAGCAUGCCUUCCAUGGCUUAAAGGGCCUCUACCACCUGCACCUGGAACGGAAUCGGCUGAAGCAUUUGGCACCAAACACUUUCCUUCACACACAGAACCUCGCCUCCUUGAGCCUCAACAACAACCACUUCAGCAAAAUCGAGGAAGGCCUGUUUGCUGGGCUCUCCAAUCUCUGGUACCUGAACCUUGGGUGGAACUCACUAGUGGUGCUGCCUGACAGAGUGUUCCAUAACCUGCCUAACCUGAGGGAACUGGUCCUAGCUGGGAACAAGCUGCCCUACCUGCAGCACCAAAUCUUCUGCAGUCUCAGUGAGCUGAAGGAGCUGGAUUUGAGUGGGAACUUGCUCAAGGGCAUCAAGCUCAAUAUCUUUGUCAAGCUACAGAAACUACAGAAGCUUUACCUGAACCACAACCAGAUCAAUGCAAUUGCCCCACGUGCAUUCAUGGGAAUGAAGUCCCUCAGGUGGCUAGACCUCUCCCACAAUCGUCUCAUCUUGCUCUUUGAAGAAACAUUCCUGGGCCUUUUGAGCCUGCACGUGUUGCGUUUAUCCAGUAAUUCAAUCACCAGCCUGAGGCCAAGGACUUUCAAAGAUCUCCAGUUCCUGGAGGAGCUGCAGCUGGGACACAACAGGAUCAGGAGCCUGGUAGAAAGGACUUUUGAUGGGCUAGGCCAGCUGGAGGUCCUUACACUGAACAACAACCAGAUUCAAGAGAUCAGGGUGGGGGCAUUCCUUGGACUCUUUAACGUCGCAGUGAUGAACUUGUCUGGUAACUGCCUCAAGGCACUUCCUGACUAUGUCUUUAAGAGCCUAACCAAACUGCAUAGCCUUCACCUGGAAAACAGCUGUCUCAGCAGAAUCAGGCCACAAACUUUCUCCAGCCUUUCCUGCCUCCGGAGGCUCUUCUUGCAGCACAACACCAUAUCCAUGAUUGAAGACCAGAGUUUGAAUGACCUGCAUGAUCUUUUGGAGUUGGACCUUAAGCACAACAGGCUGACCCAUCUCUCCCCCAACAUGUUUGUAGGCCUGAAUAACCUGGAAUACCUUCUCCUUUCCUCCAACCAGCUCUUGGAGAUCUCUCACAACGCUUUCAGCCCACUUCAGCGUCUCGUCUGGCUCGACCUCUCCAACAACCAUUUGGAGAUGCUGGACAACACCACAAUUACCCCCUUAGCAAACUUGCGGUAUCUUAGUAUCAGAAACAAUUCUCUGGAAACCUUCUCAGUUGGUUCUCUGGGCCCUUCACCUGUGCUGGAGCAGCUGUGGCUGGAAGGAAACAAGUGGCACUGUAAUUGCUCACUGAAGGAACUGAGAGACUUUUCCUUGCAGCAUCCCACAGUGGUUCCACGUUUUGUACAAUCCCUUACGGAGGGGGAUGAUUCCCACACACCCGUGUACGUGUACAACAACUUGACCUGCCUAAGCCCACCAGACCUGGCAGGCCUUGACCUGAGAGAAAUCAGUGAAGAUCACUUUGCUCACUGCUAACUAACACAUUUCCUCUUUACAGAGGACUUUCUGCUUUCUAUAGUUGGCAGCAUUAGACACAUACUUGCACAAGUUCAGGUAGAAUCUGGAGAACUACUUUCCUAUGGGCUAAUAAGUAAAAAGGUAUAGCUAUCUGGCAUCUCAACCACCUUCCCUGAUCUCUUUACCAAGCUCACCAGGGUAGCAGUCCAAAAUAGCAUGUUCCACCAUUAUCCAAGGAGACCAAUAUGAUUGCACAGCACUCUUUAGCUUUCUCUCUCCAUGCUGUACCAUUACUAUAUUUGUAUAGCUGCAGUUUUCAACAGAACCAGCAUACCAGCUUUGGCUGAGCAGCCGGGGUAAACAGGUUCUUUGGACUUUGCAAUUACCUUUGGGCUAUUUGAACUUAGCAUUGUGAUUCAGAGCCAGCAUUCCUUUGCCCAGCUCUGAAAAGUGAAGGAAAGAAUGGGUGUGUGAGAAGUUAUGAGUGGACAGGAGCUUUCUCUGAGGGCUGUUUUCCAAUUCCAAAAUUAAAACUGAUUUUAAAGAACCCAAACAAAUGAUCAUAGUACAAUAAGAGUCUGACUGAAAAGCCAACCUGAAAGGGUAUUGCCACUAAGGUCCAGCAUUUCGGUCUCACUCCUGAGCUGGGAGCAAUGGAUAGGCAACCUGUCUAGCCACCAAGGAGCAAGGAACAUCUCAUAUUAGUUUUUUGUAGCAACCACUCCUGGUUAGCAGAGGUGCUGUUGUCAAUGGAUCAUGGAGACAACCCUCCUUAAUGGAAAAAUAUCACUGCAACAUGAGGACCUCAGGCUGGGGAGAGCAAAUGGAGAAACCAAGAUCCUCUUGAGCUAGGGGAGGAAAGUCUGGGCCACAGUGCUCAUUAGUGGGAAUGCUGAUAAAGUUAAAUAUCAUUGCCCCAGAAUCAGCCCAGUUGUGACUAGGUAAUGCAAGCAGGGGCUUCAUCCCAUCUGUACUGCAGUAGCUUGGAGCAGUGGUUGUCAACCUUUUCCAUUCUGUGUGACCCUGCGUUGCAAUGCAAAAAAGUUUCAGGAACCCAUAAAGCAUUCUGUGAUUGUACAACAUCAAACACAAUGGGGCCUGAUCCAUAACUAGGGCCUCAGGUGCUACCAUAAUGGAAAUAAUAAAGGGAGGAUGACCAUGACCCCCACAAAACCUGUUCUUGAAUUCCAGUUGAGAAUCCAUGGCUCACAGGAGAGGAAGUCAAGGGCAGAGCCUCAUCAGUAAUAUCUGGUCACUGAAGCCAGGUAUCGUGUAAAGCUUAGGGAAAAGGCUUGAAAAACAGACACCCGACCUGUAAUUUUAGGAGAGCAGAGCGCACAUGAAAAUGGGUUACUGGAAUGGGUUACCUAGGGAGGUGGUGGAAUCUCCUUCCUUAGAGGUUUUUAAGGUCAGGCUUGACAAAGCCCUGGCUAGGAUGAUUUAGUUGGGGAUUGGUCCUGCUUUGAGCAGGGGGUUGGACUAGAUGACCUCCUGAGGUCCCUUCCAAUCCUGACAUUCUAUGAUUCUAUUCUAUGACAAACUUUUAACAGCUCCUUGCAAUGGCAGAUUUAGGCAGGUUUAAGAAAAGCCAUGCACAUCAACUCCCUGAUAAAUCACAGCAAGCAAAUAAACCUUUGGAGCUACUGCUGCUCAUCUUGUGAUUUUUUUUUUUUUAAUUUUGUACCUCAACUAGUUAGAAUUCUUAUAAAAAAAAGAGUUGUGCUUGUGAGCAGCAGACACUGUUUAAAGUCUCAGUCUCUUGCCAUUUCCUGCCUACCUUAAAAACCUCCACCACAAGCAAAGCUAGAGCUUGUUACAGAGAAAUUGCUUUCAGACUUCAUUAUUUAAGUUUGAUAGAUGGUUUUUUCCAAAGUGGUGAAGUGACUUAGGUGCACAAAUCCUAUUAUUUUAGUGGGACUUGUGUUCCUAAGUCUCUUAAGCAUUUCUGAGAAUCCUAUCCUGAGUUCAAUUGCAAUCAAAAAGAUGAGCGGUCUGAUCCUGCUCCCACUGGAGUCCACAAGAGUUUGCAAAAUCAGUUCCUCAAGGAGUCACACUUGGAUGCAGAUUGCCAGGCAGAUACCAGAUCACCUCGGUUGCACCCAACAGGCUAUAAAAAGGUGGAAAAUGUUAUGAAAUGAUCUCAGCCAACCAGAGUGUAGGGAUACUUGGCUCAUUACUGCCCACAGGUGUUUAAUUAUGCAAAUCCCUGCACUUAGAUUGGUAAAGGAAGGUGCUGGUUGCAAUUAUAUA
This is a messenger RNA of Trachemys scripta elegans, 4573 nucleotides long. RefSeq names its product insulin like growth factor binding protein acid labile subunit (gene IGFALS). The transcript has 2 exons. Bases 485 to 2341 code for a protein of 618 amino acids. Gene Ontology annotation, cellular component: plasma membrane; extracellular matrix. NCBI's taxonomy places the organism in Eukaryota, Metazoa, Chordata, Testudines, Emydidae. Gene Ontology annotation, molecular function: protein binding. The record is from RefSeq and is a predicted model, not a curated record.